Molecule: messenger RNA, 858 nt
Organism: Gastrolobium bilobum
Lineage: Eukaryota; Viridiplantae; Streptophyta; Magnoliopsida; Fabales; Fabaceae
Product: mitochondrial inner membrane protease ATP23-like
Exons: 5
Coding region: 80-646 (188 amino acids)
Biological process (GO): mitochondrial proton-transporting ATP synthase complex assembly; mitochondrial protein processing
Cellular component (GO): extrinsic component of mitochondrial inner membrane
Molecular function (GO): metalloendopeptidase activity
Source: RefSeq, a predicted model, not a curated record
ACCAAAGCCCAUAAUUUUAUCAGUCUGAUGAAACUUCAGACUUUGGAUCAAACAAAAAACCUCCAACUGAAACGAAGCAAUGGAAGAGAAACCCACUUCCUCUGUUCAUAGCCAAGGAACCAAAACUGUCGAGGAAUGCCAAGCCAUGAUUCACAAGAGUUUACGAACUCCAAUGGUGAGGUUUUUGAGAGAACGCUUGGAGAAAGCUGGGUGUGGUGUACAAGACAAUUUUUUCAAAGCUGUUAUUUGCGACCAGCCAGCGGCUGGUGCUUACAUUCCUGGUGAAGGGGUGAGAGUGUGCAGCAAUAAUAUACGAAUUCAAGAUCAGGUCAACCGGGUGGUAACUCAUGAGCUAAUUCAUGCAUUUGAUGACUGUCGUGCUGCCAACUUGGAUUGGGAUGAUUGUGCACACCAUGCUUGUAGUGAGAUACGAGCUGCUCAUCUAAGUGGUGAUUGUCAUUACAAGCGGGAACUGCUAAGAGGUUUUAUGAAAUUACGAGGGCAAGGAGAGGAAUGUGUCAGAAGAAGAGUUAUGCAAUCACUGUCUUUAAAUCCCAAUUGCUUUGGUUUAGCUGCCAAGGAUUCAAUGGAAGCAGUAUGGGAUGUCUGUUACAAUGAUACACAACCUUUUGACAGAGCUCCUUAAAAAUUGCAUGGCUGUUACUACUAGCAUUGAGUAUAGCAGCCAUUGGUGCUAUUCUUUCUCUGAGGAACAUUUUUUGGUUGCCACUGGCAUAGAAUCAUAAUGGCCCAUUGUUGAACACCACAAAUGUGAUUCAAAUUGAAUGCUUAUUUAUUUUUUAAAGAAAUCUCUCAAAUUGUUUGGAAGAUCAUACUCUUUUGACAUUCACACCAGAU